Cyclocybe aegerita is the source of this 726-nucleotide messenger RNA. The record is from the annotation of a GenBank genome assembly. NCBI's taxonomy places the organism in Eukaryota, Fungi, Basidiomycota, Agaricomycetes, Agaricales, Hemipholiotaceae.
AUGCAUAUCCACGAAGGACCACGGUCCUCUCUUGAUCUCACUCAUGUUCUAUACGAUGAUUCAUCGUACUUUUCGCUCGCUCUUGCACUCGUAACGCUGAGUCCGAUCCUCCUCAUGGCCUCGUAUGCAGCAUUAGCUGUCCAGACGCGCGAGUUUCUUAUAAUUGUGAUGUGGGCAGGACAAUUCGCUGAAGAGCUGCUUAACUGGAUCAUCAAACGCGCUAUCAAGGAGGAGAGACCAAUACAAAGCAUUGGCAAUGGAUACGGCUUCCCUUCAUCCCACAGCCAAUACAUGGGUUAUUUCGCGUCAUUCUUGAUGUGCCAUCUAUAUUUUCGACACCGUUUCUCGUCGACUGGGUACCAGGCUGUCGAUGUUCUCUGGCGUAUGACGGUAUAUGCCGCCUUGCUGGCGUGGUGUGGGCUUGUUGCAUAUUCGCGAUAUUACCUGGGCUACCACAACGCGUACCAGAUAUACUGGGGACUUGGAAUUGGGGUGGCUACUGGAGCUCCAUUGUAUCUCGUUGCCCAGGCUAUUCCGACGUGGUUUCCCAAUUCACCACUAGGAUGGCUGAAGACAAUGUUCUUAAACCACCCAAUCAUCGUCUGGCUGCAGAUACGUGAUGGGUGGGCUGUAUGGUCGGACGGAGGUCGGGAAGGAGAAUGGAAGAGGUGGAGGGAGGAAUGGGAAAAACAAGAACAGCAGCUAAGCCUGAAAAAGACGCGAUAG